CGCGCCCGGAGCGCCCGCUGCCGCCCGCGGCUGGGGGCAGCGCCCGAUUUGAAGACCAUAAAUGUGAUCUUUUAUAACCUUUCCACUACUGUUGAUCACAGUAUCUCCUACAAAGAACUUAAAGACCUCCUAAAAUCCCAGACUAUUUAUAUUGAUGUCCGAGAGAAAUGGGAAAUUGGCAAGUUUGGAAAAAUCCCUGGGUCCAUCAAUAUACCAUUGGGUGAAGCUGUGGAAGCUCUACGGAUGAACCCAGAAGACUUCAAAGAGCAGUACAAUCAAGAUAUACCUGCUAAAUUGGACCACAUAGUCUUCUCUUGCAUGGCAGGAGUGAGAAGCAAGGGAGCAUUGGAUAUUGCCAUGUCUUUGGGUUUCAGCAGAGUUCAGCAUUAUGCAGGCGGCUUUGAGGAGUGGAGAAAAUUUGAACCUUCAGAGCAAAACUAAUGAAGAUGUAUAUCUACCUUGUUCUCGACCCUCCUAAGAACUCUAGAAAAUUAUUAAUAGUUUUUUUUUUUAAUAGGCAGUGAAUUUGGGAAAAUAUAUUGUGAAAGGGAAUCUGUUCUGUUUUGUAUGUAAAAAUUAUUGUGUAUAUAGAUGCUGUUAGAAGCAGCUGUUGAUUUUGUAGGGGACUAGUCUUCACCUUUAGUCAUAUGUUCAAUGGAACUACUAUGUAAAGAGAGUUUAAAGGUAAAGACUAACAUAAAACUUGAAGAUGUUGUACACUUAAAGGUUUGUUUCUUCUUCUCAUACUGCACCAUAACACACGAGAUCAUUACUACAGUAUUAAACUAAUGGUGACAUGUA
This is a messenger RNA of Gavialis gangeticus (Gharial), 801 nucleotides long. It is a transcript of the gene TSTD3, whose product is annotated as thiosulfate sulfurtransferase (rhodanese)-like domain containing 3. Gene Ontology annotation, molecular function: thiosulfate-cyanide sulfurtransferase activity. Lineage: Eukaryota; Metazoa; Chordata; Crocodylia; Gavialidae. The transcript is spliced from 4 exons. Gene Ontology annotation, cellular component: mitochondrion. The annotation marks the transcript as partial. The record is from RefSeq and is a predicted model, not a curated record.